Macrosiphum euphorbiae (potato aphid) is the source of this 306-nucleotide messenger RNA. The record is from the annotation of a GenBank genome assembly. NCBI's taxonomy places the organism in Eukaryota, Metazoa, Arthropoda, Insecta, Hemiptera, Aphididae.
AUGCUGCGGUCAUGGCUUUCAGAUAGAACACUGCUGACAGGGGAAGAGAUGUCCUCCAUUCCCCUGACAUGUGGUGUCCCACAGGGGUUGGUCCUUGGUCCCGCCCUAUGGAACGUGUCUUACGGCUCGCUAUUGGAGAUGCAAGUCCCACCAGGUGUCCAUCGGGUGGACUUCGCAGACGGCUUAGACAUAGUGGGCAUAGCCAGGAUCGGACAACUGCUUGAGGAGGCACUCAACUCCACCCUGGAAGCUAUCGACGCAUGGAUGACGCAGAAGGGCCUACAGCUCACCCAUCACAAGAGCUAG